This is a messenger RNA of Paecilomyces variotii, 1326 nucleotides long. Its product is annotated as salicylate hydroxylase. Gene Ontology annotation, molecular function: FAD binding. The coding region runs from base 1 to 1326 and encodes 441 amino acids. The record is from RefSeq and is a predicted model, not a curated record. Lineage: Eukaryota; Fungi; Ascomycota; Eurotiomycetes; Eurotiales; Thermoascaceae. Gene Ontology annotation, biological process: secondary metabolite biosynthetic process. The transcript is spliced from 3 exons.
AUGAGCCAAGGUCGAUCAGCAAGGACCAAAAACUUCGAGGUGGCCAUAGUAGGCGGCGGUAUCGCCGGCCUAACAUUGGCCAUCGCGCUCUACCAUCGCAAAGUACCCAUCACGAUCUACGAACAGGCACCGCAGUUCGGUGAGAUCGGCGCUGGCGUGUCCUUCAGUCCCAAUGCCAUCCAGGCUAUGAAAGUAUGCCACGAGGGCGUCUACCAAGCAUUCGAGAACGUCUGCACCACAAACGAGUGGCCGUCAAAACGCAAAGUCUGGUUUGAUUUCCUUGACGGCUAUGGUGGCCCGAAGGACGAGAGCAAAACCCAGGAGUCUGCAUUCACUAUCCGCAGUGAACUCGGCCAGAAUGGCGUGCAUCGGGCACGAUUCCUGGACCAGAUCGUCAAGCUUGUCCCUCAGGACAUCUGUCGGUUUGGCAAGAGGCUUGUGGAUAUUACCGAGAGGCCUAGUAGUAAGAGACUGGUUAUGCAUUUUGAGGAUGGUACGACUGCUGAGGCGGAUGCUGUGAUCGGCUGCGAUGGUAUCAAAUCUCGUGUACGGCAGAUUAUUGUCGGUGCUGACCAUCUGUCCGCGCACCCGUCGUAUACUCACAAAUACGCGUAUCGAGGAUUAGCACCGAUGAAGGAUGCCAUUGCUGCAAUUGGAGAAGAACGGGCGAUGAACUCUUGCCUGCAUAUGGGCCCCAACGCUCACAUGCUGACAUUUCCGGUUGACCACGGAAAGACACUCAACAUGGUGGCAUUCAAGACGAAUUCGGAGCCAUGGCCCGAUGCUCAACGAUUGACAAGGCCUGCCAAACGCGAGCGUGCACUAGAAGACUAUGAAGGAUUCGGACCGAAUGUCAUCAAAUUGCUGAAUCUGACCAAGCCAGAUCUCGAUGUGUGGGCUAUCUUCGAUCUGGGGGAGAAUCCACCGCCGACCUACUCCAAAGGCCGCCUUUGCAUAGUUGGAGACGCUGCACACGCCACUUCUCCCCACCAUGGUGCUGGCGCCGGAUUGUGCAUCGAAGAUAGCGCAGUGAUGGCUGAGCUACUGGGAGAUGAGCGCGUCAGCGAGCCUGGGCAUCUUGAAGCAGUCUUUGCUACGUUCACUGCAGAGAGAAAAGAGAGAGGAGAAUUCUUGGUGCAAAGUAGUCGCUUCAUGGGAGACUGUUAUGAAUGGCGAGCUCCAGGGGUCGGCCGUGACUUUGCCAAGAUCGAAGCCGAAAUCAAUAAGAGGAAUGGAAUACUUAGCAAUGUUGAUGUUGGAAAGAUGUGUGAGCAUGCGCGGUCGGAAUUGGGAAAGAGAUUGGACCGGAAUCUGUCCCAUAUUUGA